GUAGGAGACUACAUUCUCACAGGUGAUGCACUGCCACACGCUGUUGGAAUGAUCCGUUGAGGCUGAGAUAACGAAAGCCCGCGAGCACAAGCUUGUCGGAUUUAAACGCAAACGGGCAUCAUUUUUACCUCCAUUCCUCACUCCCUUCUUCUUCCUCACUAUGUCUACCAUUUCUCAAGAGGCCAAGGCCUCUCACUACGGCACCGAGAAAGAUGUUGAAGUCGUCGCAUACAACACAACAAGUGACCACGAUAUCAUCGACUUUGAGGAGAAGAAGGAUCUCAAGCGCGGUCUCAGACAGAGACAUAUCCAGAUGAUUGCCCUUGCUGGGACAAUAGGAACAGGCCUGUUCCUCGGCUCCGGUAAAGCCAUCGCUCGUGGUGGUCCAGUGGGUGCAUUACUAGGCUACGCCUUCGUCGGUGUCCUCGUAUCAUGUGUCGUAUUCUGCCAAGCCGAACUCGCCGCCCUCGUUCCACUAUCUGGCGCCAUCGUCCGCCACGCCGAGUACUUUUUUGACCCAGCGUUGUCCUUCGCGAUGGGCUGGAAUUACGUGUACUCGAACUGCGUCAGUCUUCCUGCAGAGAUUACCGCUGGCGCCGUCCUCAUACAGUUCUGGACAACGAUCAGUAACGGGCUGUGGAUCACGCUACUUGGCAUACUGCUCAUCAUCUCAAACCUGCUCUUUGUUCGUGUGUACGGCGAACUAGAGUUUGGCUUUGCGAUUCUCAAAAUUAUGCUGGUGGUGGGUUUGAUUAUCAUGGGUCUUGUCAUCGACUUAGGUGGCGGCCCUGACCAUCACAGAUAUGGUUUCCAAUAUUGGCGAAAUCCGGGUCCGUUCGUUCAAUACCUCAAUAUCGAUGGCUCCCUCGGCCGCUUUCUCGGCUUCUGGACCACCUUCUCCAACGCCGCCUACUCUUACUCCGGCAUCGAAACCGUCGCCAACGCAGCCGCCGAGACACAAAACCCGCGCCGCAACAUCCCUAUCGCCGCAAAACGCGUCUUCUGGCGUGUCCUCAUCUUCUACGUCUUCGGGAUCCUCAUCGUCGGCCUCAUCGUUCCCUCAAACGACCCGAACCUCCUCGGAGGUUCGGGAGAUGCAUCCCAAUCCCCAUUCGUCAUCGCUGCGAAGAGAGCGGGGAUUUCUGUCGUUCCGCAUAUCAUAAAUGCCAUCGUUCUGACGUCGGCAUGGUCUGCGGGGAAUUCAGUCAUGCUUAAUGGUUCGCGGAAUUUGUAUGGUAUCGCACGGGAGGGGCAUGCACCAAAGAUCUUCCUGCGUGUCAAUAGGUUUGGUGUGCCGUAUGUGGCUGUGAGCUUCUUAGCGGCGUUCAUGGCUCUGGCGUACAUGACGCUGCAGGAUGGUGCCUCUACUGUUUUUGGUUGGUUCCAGGAUCUCGUGUCCGCUGCUGCUAUCGUGCACUGGAUCAUCAUUUGCGUUGUGUAUCUUCGCUUCUACUACGGUAUGAAGAGACAAGGUAUCUCUCGAGACGAACUCCCAUGGACGUCUCCUUUCCAGCCGUACGCCGCCUGGCUCGGUUUCUCCGCGUUCUGCCUCAUCCUUCUCACCGGAGGUUAUGCCGUCUUCAUUCACGACAAAUGGGACACGGAGACAUUUUUUUCAUCCUACUUCAACAUCCCUCUCAUCUUCGCACUCUACUUUGGCCACAAGUUUAUUACCAAGUCAAAGUUGGUACCGUUAGACGAGAUGCCGAUUCGCAAAUACAUUGAGAUUGCGAAUCAAAAUCCUGAGCCUCCUGCAAAGCCUGUAGAGGGCUUGAAGAGGCUAAAUCUGUUAUGGAGCUGAUCAUGCCUGCUUUCGGGUUUGCGUAAGAAAAACACAUAGUCUAUAUUUGGAUAUUACA
Messenger RNA from Guyanagaster necrorhizus, 1859 nucleotides. RefSeq lists its product as uncharacterized. Gene Ontology annotation, biological process: amino acid transmembrane transport. Gene Ontology annotation, molecular function: amino acid transmembrane transporter activity. The record is from RefSeq and is a predicted model, not a curated record. Bases 161 to 1801 code for a protein of 546 amino acids. The transcript has 10 exons. Gene Ontology annotation, cellular component: membrane. NCBI's taxonomy places the organism in Eukaryota, Fungi, Basidiomycota, Agaricomycetes, Agaricales, Physalacriaceae.